AUGCUAACGAUCGACAAUGGAGUAUUCGAGGUACUUGCAACAAACGGAGAUACCCAUCUUGGAGGAGAGGACUUUGACCAACGUGUUAUGGAGUACUUCAUAAAGAUGUACAAGAAGAAAACUGGCAAAGAUCUCCGCAAAGACAAUCGAGCUGUCCAGAAGCUUCGUAGAGAAGUUGAAAAGGCAAAACGAGCUCUGUCCACUCAACACCAAACCAAAGUUGAAGUGGAGGCAAUCUAUGAAGGCGAAGACUUUUCGGAAACUCUUACUCGCGCCAAGUUUGAGGAACUGAAUAUGGAUCUGUUCCGCGCAACGUUGAAGCCAGUACAGAAGGUCCUUGAAGACUCCGACUUGAAGAAGGACGAUGUGCACGAAAUAGUUCUCGUUGGAGGGUCUACCAGAAUUCCAAAGGUUCAGCAGCUCAUCAAGGAUUUCUUCAAUGGCAAGGAGCCUUCGCGUGGCAUAAACCCCGACGAGGCUGUGGCCUACGGAGCUGCUGUUCAGGCUGGAGUAAUCAGCGGAGAAGAGAACACAGGAGAUAUUGUUUUGUUGGAUGUCUACGAAGGAGAACGUCCGAUGACCAAAGACAACCAUCAGCUAGGGAAAUUCGAUCUUACCAACAUCCCUCCAGCUCCUAGGGGAGUACCGCAAAUUGAAGUAACCUUCGAAAUCGAUGUUAAUGGUAUUCUCCAUGUCACAGCUGAGGACAAGGGUACUGGAAACAAGAACAAGAUCACCAUCACCAAUGAUCAGAACAGACUAAGUCCUGAAGAUAUCGAGCGAAUGAUCAACGACGCUGAGAAAUUCGCUGAAGAUGACAAGAAAGUCAAAGAGCAGGUGGAAGCUAGAAAUGAACUGGAGUCAUACUCAUACUCGCUGAAGAAUCAAAUUGAUGAUAAUGAGAAGCUCGGUGGUAAACUCGAUGCUGAUGAUAAGAAGACUAUCGAAACUGCUGUAGAUGAGACCAUCAGCUGGCUUGAAAGCAACCGUGAAGCUUCAGUAGAGGAACUUCAAGAGCGAAAGAAGGAUCUGGAAGGUAAAGUACAACCUAUCAUUGGCAAAUUGUACAAAGACGCUGGCGGUGCUGGUGCUGAAGAAGCUGGCGGAACACCUACCGGAGAAGAAAAAGAUGAGCUCUAA
This is a messenger RNA of Cylicostephanus goldi, 1140 nucleotides long. The record is from the annotation of a GenBank genome assembly. NCBI's taxonomy places the organism in Eukaryota, Metazoa, Nematoda, Chromadorea, Rhabditida, Strongylidae.